Messenger RNA from Orbicella faveolata, 1566 nucleotides. RefSeq names its product transmembrane protein 181-like. The record is from RefSeq and is a predicted model, not a curated record. Gene Ontology annotation, molecular function: toxic substance binding. Lineage: Eukaryota; Metazoa; Cnidaria; Anthozoa; Scleractinia; Merulinidae.
AGCCACUGAUGAGUUGUUCCUUUGGCUUUGGCGUCAAAUGCUAAUAUGGCUGUGUUUGGCGAGUAGAAUUUUUCCGAGCCUCAAAUAUGGCUACCAAGGAAAUGGAAUCGACGGUCCAAAUGCGACUUUACACGCUAACGAAACGACAGUUUGUUUUGGUGUUCGUCUCGUUCUUCGUGGCUUUCUUCCUCACGGUGAUAAUUGGAAUUGCAGGACCGUCAAUAAUUGUUCAACACACGGAAAGAGCAUCAGAGUUACCUACUCCAAAAAGACAGUUUUUGACUGGUCCCUUUAAGAUCAACACAGGAAUCCUGUCCACAUUUAACCAACAACUUUGGCUUCUCUGCAAAAUCAAACUGAAUGGAACUGAAGCAGGGUCAUCUUUCACAGACAACUUUCAUCUGAGUGUUAAAAUUUCUGGCCAAGCUAAAGACAGCAGUUAUAACCCUAUAGCAACGACACCUUAUAACAGGACUCGUGUGCUACGUUGCCAGAAGGAAUGCAAUCCGUUAGUGAUCUUGCAUCUUGGGUAUCUUGACUACCCUUCUUAUCUUGUAACUGUCAAAUUUCAUGGUCUCAGCUUUCGUAAUGGAAUACAUAUCAGAGACAUUGAUUUUGAAUUGAAACACUACAGUGCAGACUUCACUCAGGUGGAAAUCUGGUUCAGAUUUGUUUUUCUUGUGCUCACAUUCAUGGUGACGUGCAUGUUUGCUCAUUCACUGAGGAGAUUUCCACUGCGUGAAUGGUCCAUUGAACAGAAGUGGAUGUCACUUCUUCUUCCACUUUUAUUGCUGUACAAUGACCCACUGUUUCCACUCAACUUCUUGGUGAAUAGCUGGGUGCCAAGUAUGUUUGAUUCAGUGUUCCAAGCGUCGUUCCUCUGUGCUCUGCUGCUCUUUUGGCUCUGUGCUUUCCAUGGCAUCAGGCAGAGUGAAAGGAGAUUAAGUUUUUAUCUUCCAAAACUUCUCAUUGUUGGCAUUCUGUGGGUUGCGGCAUUUACCUUGUCAUCAUGGCAGCAGUACAAUGAGUUGCAAGAUCCUACAUACCAGUACAAGAUUGAUAUUGGCCAUUUCAUGGGCCUGAAGGUGCUGUUCUUUACAAUUGGUGCUAUUUACCUGGUGUACUUGGUAUACCUGUUGUUCAGGGCAUAUAGUGAGUUGAGGGCAAUGCCUUAUUUUGAUGUACGUCUCAAGUUUCUCACUGGACUUAUGCUGAUUGUCUUGACCAUAAGCCUGGUGAUCACAGGUCUUCGAUUUGGAACAGGAGUGCUACAAGACAACUUUGUUGCAGAACUUGAAACACACUAUGAUAACUCUGCAGAAUUCCUGACAUUUUUUGGAUUGCUCAACUUUUACCUGUAUACCAUGGCAUUUGUGUACUCACCAUCCAAGAACGCUCUCUACGAGUCGUAUUUUCGUGAUCAGUCCACCUUUUCAAUGUUGAAUGAGUCUGAAGAUGAGGACACCAUGAUUUAUAAUUCUCAGAAAGAAAAAUCAAACUUCAGCAGCAGUGACGAGGAAAACUGAAGCAAAAAACAUGCCUGAAAGUAACGAAGUGAACAGAAAG